This is a messenger RNA of Lotus japonicus, 1315 nucleotides long. RefSeq names its product galactinol synthase 2-like. Gene Ontology annotation, molecular function: glycosyltransferase activity. NCBI's taxonomy places the organism in Eukaryota, Viridiplantae, Streptophyta, Magnoliopsida, Fabales, Fabaceae. The record is from RefSeq and is a predicted model, not a curated record. The transcript is spliced from 4 exons. Bases 117 to 1097 code for a protein of 326 amino acids.
ACCAAGUCACAACAACAAACACUAAACUACGAAGAUUUCCACAGUACUUCCAACUUCUCAAGCUUUGUUUCAUUCUCUUCCUUCUUUUUUCACAACACUACCACUCUCAAAACACCAUGGCUCCUAACAUCACCACCGUUUCAACCAAAACCACCACCGCUCAAGCCAAAGGCACCGGUGACCGUGCUUUUGUGACCUUCCUGGCCGGUAACGGUGACUACGUGAAGGGGGUUGUUGGCUUGGCCAAAGGGUUAAGAAAAGCCAAGACCAUGUACCCUCUUGUGGUUGCAGUGUUACCUGAUGUUCCGGCGGAGCACCGUAAGAUCCUCACCUCCCAAGGCUGCAUUGUUCGAGAGAUCGAACCUGUUUACCCUCCAGAGAAUCAGACCCAGUUCGCCAUGGCGUAUUAUGUCAUCAACUACUCCAAACUACGUAUAUGGGAGUUUGUGGAGUAUAGCAAGAUGAUUUACUUAGACGGUGACAUCCAAGUGUUUGAAAACAUUGAUCACCUGUUUGAUUUGCCCAACAAUUAUUUCUAUGCGGUGAAGGACUGUUUCUGUGAGCCCAGUUGGCGCCACACCAAGCAGUACCAGAUCGGUUACUGCCAGCAGUGCCCUGAUAAGGUUCAGUGGCCUAAAAAUUUUGGGCCUAAGCCUCCUCUGUAUUUCAAUGCUGGCAUGUUUGUUUAUGAGCCCAAUCUUACUACCUACCGUGACCUCCUUCAAACUGUCCAAGUCACCAAGCCCACUUCAUUUGCUGAGCAGGAUUUCUUGAACAUGUACUUCAAGGACAAGUACAGGCCCAUACCAAAUGUUUACAAUCUUGUGCUGGCCAUGCUGUGGCGUCACCCUGAGAAUGUUGAGCUUGACAAAGUGAAAGUGGUUCACUAUUGUGCUGCUGGAUCUAAGCCUUGGAGGUAUACUGGAGAAGAGGAGAACAUGGAGAGAGAAGACAUCAAGAUGCUGGUGAAGAAGUGGUGGGACAUAUAUGAUGAUGAGAGUUUGGAUUACAACAAUACCGUCAAUGAGGAUCGUUUCACGGCGGCGCUUCUGGAGGCUGGUGGUGUCAAGUUUAUCCCCGCCCCAUCCGCCGCUUAGUGUGCUUUUAUAUACUUAUCAAGCGCAAAAUAUGCAUCAAUCUCCUAGGAUAAGGGAAUAUUAUGAACAAUUAAGCUUAAGUUAUGUAUUUAUUAGUAAUUAAGAGGACCAUUUUUACGAGCCCUUUUUAUUUUUCUUGUAUCAACUUGGUGUGAAUAUCCUUAGUUUUAUAAAGGGGAUAUCUUUAUUAUAGAUUAUAUAUAUGUUUUAUAUCGGUA